AGAGGUUCCGGUUCCGGGUAUUUUCAUAUUUGUCUCGGAGCUGUUCCUCCUUCUGACUAUGGUCUUUCAUUGGAAAUUUGCCACGAUUGACGAAGAUUUUUAAUAGAUCGCCCGUAUCGAAGCCAUCGUCACUAAGCUGUUAAAAUGACGACUCGUUCAGAGAGAGAGAAGGCCCAAAAACUCAACGAGCAACAUCAGGCCAUCCUGUCCAAAAUGUUACGAGAGGAAGACAACAAGUACUGCGCCGACUGCGAGGCUAAAGGUCCAAGAUGGGCGUCCUGGAACUUGGGUGUAUUCAUCUGUAUCAGGUGUGCUGGAAUCCACAGAAAUCUAGGCGUGCACAUAUCCCGAGUUAAAUCUGUCAAUCUUGACCAAUGGACAUCAGAACAAAUACAGAGUAUACAGGAUAUGGGUAACACCAAGGCCAGACAGCUUUAUGAAGCCAACCUUCCAGAAAGCUUCAGAAGGCCUCAAACAGACCAAGCAGUGGAAUUCUUUAUCAGGGACAAAUAUGAGAAAAAGAAGUACUACAGCAAGAAUGGGACCAAUGGAGGCAGUGUACGCGGCAAUCAUCCGAAAGAGAAGGAUGGCAAGAGAGAAAAGGAGCCAGACAGAGGGAAUAAGGUUUCGUCCUACGCAAAGAGUGAAGAGUGCCGGCCCGUCCCCAAAAUCAGCCCAAUGAAGAGUUCAGAGCCCUCUGUCAACCUUCUGGGCCUUGAUGCACCAGCAGCUGUUUCAGCUAACAAUGGUAGCACAAGCACAACUCAGAACAACAACGACCUGGACAUAUUUGGACCUAUGGUAUCCAACCCCCUCCCCUCAUCCAACCCUUCUGCUCAGUUUACUCAGGCUAACUCCAGUAACCCCACCAGUACCCCAACACAAGCUCCGGCAGGAGGGGCAGUAGCAGUGGGGGUCAGCUCAGGGUCAUGUCAGGGAGAGCUUGACUUGUUCAGCGAUAAUGGUGCCAGCAGCAAAGGGGAUGAUGUAGCCAAGAAGCCGCUUUCCAAGGACUCCAUCCUGUCCCUCUAUGGAACUAGCAGUAUGUCCCAGCAAACCCCCGCUGCUGGCAUGUUCAUGGGUCCCUCUCAGAUGCAGUUCCCUGUCCAAGCCACUGCCUGCUACCAGGCCUUCCCUGGCAUGGGGACGGCUAUGCCUCCCACCACAGUCAUGGGUGCCAUGAUGGCUCAGAGUGGGGCAGCCAUGAUGGGGCCUAACUCUGGUGUGAUGGUUGGCAUGACAAUGCCCAAUGGGUUCAUGGGGAGUGCCCCCAACACAAGUGUGAUGGGCAUGGCACCCCGAAUGAUGGGACCACAAGGUGGAACCAUGCCUGCGGGCAUGGUACCUGCUCAGGGCAUGUACGCUAUCCAACCUGGGCAGCAAGCUCAGUGGAACAUGAGUCAGAUGAACCAGCAGAUGUCAGGGAUGACUCUUAAUGGUGCUGGAGGACAGAUGGCUUUUGGCCAACCUACCUCAGCUAUGGGUGGUUGGGCAGCCAAUGCUUCUGGCCAGACCCUCAGCACACAGCUAUGGAAGUGAGCCUUUGAAGAGUCAGUGAUUGGAAAAGUAAGAGGAGUGGUUGUAAUUGGUGAAAAACAAAUCUUGCGUAUCUCUGAAGCCCACUAUGAACUGAUGCCCAUUUCCAGCAUUGACCAUUCCCCUGAAGAUGAAAACUUUUUUUUUCUCUUUCUCUCUGUCUCUCUAUUUCUCUCUAUUGUGUGAGUGAAUUGGGAGUCAUACAUCUUUAAUGGUCAGCAGUUUCUGCUCAUCAUCUGGUUUUUGAACAUACAUUUUAUUUUCCUUUUUUUGGAAAAAAAACAACAAAACAAGGUAGACUCUCCCAAAAAGACCAUCAACAUAUCAGAAAAGCUGCAGGACCAGUUGCACAAGCUUUUAUUGUAUCACUGUAUCAUUAUAAAAUUAUGGAAAAUUUAAAAUGAAUAGUAUUUAAAGGGAGAUUUAAAGAUAUGACUAUCAUGUCUUGACAAUAGUGCUCCCGAAUGUACAGCGCUGUAUAACCUUUUAAGUACCUGUGGUUCCCCUGUAAAAAAAUAAAAUAAAGUAUAUUAA
Messenger RNA from Lampris incognitus (smalleye Pacific opah), 2070 nucleotides. RefSeq names its product stromal membrane-associated protein 1-like. Gene Ontology annotation, biological process: regulation of clathrin-dependent endocytosis. Gene Ontology annotation, molecular function: GTPase activator activity; metal ion binding. The record is from RefSeq and is a predicted model, not a curated record. The transcript has 10 exons. Lineage: Eukaryota; Metazoa; Chordata; Actinopteri; Lampriformes; Lampridae. Bases 145 to 1539 code for a protein of 464 amino acids.